AUGCAGCAUCUCACCAAUAGAGACGUUGCCGAGCAGGUUUCACAAGAACAAGACGAGGACGACUGCUGGACUCCGCUCCAACGAGCCUCUCUCGCUGGCGACCUCUCGGCGGUCUGCGCCGCCCUCGCCUCAGGAGCAGACGUCAACGCCCCGCCACAGGGAUACUACGGCCGAACCGCGCUCCAGGCCGCGUGCUCGGCGUCCCGCGCGGAGGUGGUCUCGGCGCUCCUGGCGGCCGGGGCGGACGUGGACGAUCGUCCGGGGAACAACGACGCGAAGAACGCGCUGCAGAUCGCGGCUGGGCAACCAGACAUUGGGAUCGUGCGGGUGCUGCUGGACGGGGGAGCGGACGUCAACGUGCCUGCGGCGAGGUACUUUGGGGCGACGGCGCUGCAGAGCGCUUGCGCUGCGGGGUUGGGGGACGUUGUGAGAUUGCUGUUGGAGAAAGGGGCGGAUGUGAACGCGAAGCCGGCGGCGACGGGCGGGAGGACGGCGUUGCAGGCGGCUGCUGGGGGCGGCUUCGAAGACAUUGUCGAGAUGGUCAUGGACCACGAGGGCGACGUCAACGCGCCGGCGUGUCGGGCCAGAGGAUUCACCGCGUUGCAGGCGGCGAGCUAUCACGGCCACGAGGGGCUGGUCAGGAUGCUCCUUGACGCUGGGGCGGAUGUCGACGCCCAAGGGAGCAGGUUUAAGGGCGCAAGGGCGCUGCACGCCGCAGCGGAGGGGGGACACGUGCGGGUGUGCGAGAUGUUGUUGGGUGCCGGGGCCGAGAUCGAGGCUGGGGCUGGAGCUCGAUGGGGCGGGCAGCAGACGGCGUUGCAGUCUGCGGCUGCAAGGGGCAUGGCGAGGUGGUGA
This is a messenger RNA of Colletotrichum spaethianum, 855 nucleotides long. RefSeq names its product ankyrin repeat domain-containing protein 17. The transcript has a single exon. Gene Ontology annotation, molecular function: protein binding. NCBI's taxonomy places the organism in Eukaryota, Fungi, Ascomycota, Sordariomycetes, Glomerellales, Glomerellaceae. The coding region runs from base 1 to 855 and encodes 284 amino acids. The record is from RefSeq and is a predicted model, not a curated record. Gene Ontology annotation, cellular component: cytoplasm.